Molecule: messenger RNA, 2631 nt
Organism: Paramacrobiotus metropolitanus
Lineage: Eukaryota; Metazoa; Tardigrada; Eutardigrada; Parachela; Macrobiotidae
Exons: 4
Coding region: 813-2417 (534 amino acids)
Source: RefSeq, a predicted model, not a curated record
UUAAAUUUCACGUACUUAAAGACGUGACAAUCAACAUAGCAGAAAUUGAAACGUUUAACAAAGAUUCCUGAACACGCUGCUGCGCUGCCUCGGGUGUGCUUCCCGAUGCUAAAUUAGAUAAUUAUGAUAUUAUGCCUGCACCUCCAUUUCUGUAGGCAUUGCCUCUAGUUGUGAGCUACUAAGAAAGUACGUACGGAAUUGAUCUUCCUCUGGUAUUCGAAUUGCCUUUAGCCAUCAUUUCAUAAAUUAAUAAUAAUGUCCGCAUUAACGGAUCCUGAACUUGUGCUGAUAUUUGACACUAACGUCAUUAUUUACGAGAAAAAGAAAACGGAGGAAGAUGACCAGCCUGCCCAGCUGGAAUGCAUGUCACUGCUUGAGGAAAUGGCUCGUCAUGGAAAAUGCGGGAAACUAAAAAAUCCUAUUCUGAUUAUCAUCCCAAAGGCGGUGCUCCAGGAAAUCCAGAUAUUAGGAAACAGCAACAGUAACAACAGUAGAGGAAAGGCCAAGAGCGCCCUGGACCGACUAGCGGAUCUACUCACCGAUUGGUACACGAAUCCUAUCGAGAACAUUCAGAUAGUUCUGCAAACGGAUAGUUCGGAAGAUCGUCUGCAAAAGGAGUAUUAUCCGAAGAGGAUAAAUAAACUGAAUGAACACAGUUACACAGAGAUGGCCUGAUACUUGUGUAUUGCUUGGAUUUGCUACGGCGUUUUCCUGACGCCGAUGUGUGGUUGGUUACCGAGGAUAAGCAACUGCAAGCGCGAGCCCUCCUGAGCGGCUUGCACGCAGUCAAAUUUUACACACUGAAAGCGGCAAUGGAGCUUGAUCCUUACGACGUGAAUGAACAAAGAAACAGAAAUGAUUAUCACAACGAGGCAUCACUGCUUGAUAAACUCCCAAGUGGUGAUCAAGAUUCCGAUCGCAAGCGCAGGAGCAGAAUGUUUAAAAACUGGCUUGCGCGAAAUCGCCUCUCUACGCUCAGCGAUGUGACGGCUGGACCUAAGCCUACGCUGACACAUGCUGCGGAGAAAAAAGUCUUUGACAUUAAAGAUAUGCUUGGGUUCCGUAAUAAGCUCUUCGAAUUGGUUCCCGCAUUCAAGCAAAUCAGUCUGCGACAGAUCGCAAUCGUGGGAGGUUUUGUGGUGGAUGUGCUGCUGGGACGAGAACCAAAAGAUAUUAAUCUGUUUUUCGUACUAGAAAAACCUAAAGGCGAGUUGAAGCCCACGGAAAUACACGAACUCCUGGCUGACCGCGUCCGGACUUUUGUUGCCGAGCUUAUGCAGUCAACGGAUCCAGGGGGCAUUUCGGUUACACGCUGUCGAGAGGUCUACACGAUUCUGGCACCGGAAUCUUGUUUGCCGUAUCCUGUACAAUUUGCAUUCUGCGCUAACUUACCGGCGCGGUUUAACGCUACCGACAUUACCUGCACUGAAAUUGCCUACUAUUGCGACGAAAUAAUCACGUCCGCGCGCGGUUUGGACGGCUUACGAAACAGUCACUUUGUCAUCAAACACCAACACUAUGAUUCACUGAUCAAGAUGCAGCGCAUUGUUCGUUACUUUGAAAAGGGAUUCGAUGUCGUCCUCGAAGGCUUGGAUAUGAAGGAAGUCAAUAAGAUCAAUAAGGAACCAGGAGAUACACACUUUAUACUUCCGCUUCCUUAUUUGAUCAUCAAGUUCGAAGGAACUCAGGAAAACAAAAUUUUUGUUAACAGCAUGGAACCUUCCUCGUGGGCAACUUGUCAACAUACGUCAUUGGAUAUUCUCUUGUCACGGAAUAAUGUUAAUGCAAAUUGGGAUCAGCACAACAUUCGCUGCUUGACCGACAACAGAUUCGGUGACUUUAUAUUUAGCGGGAGAGGGCGGGACGUUUUGAAAUCCGAAGCAUUUGCGCUACAGCUUGGGUUGCGACCUGCAACAGUUUGCAACUUUUACGCUGAAGUCAAAGUACAAAUGUCACAUGAGUCGGAGGGUAGUAUACAGUUUGAUCGAGCAUUAAUGCAGUUUUUCAACUGUAGAGACCUUCGUGAGUAUGAAAAAGGCGACCGUUUCAUUCAUAUCGAUAAAAACGAUGCAGAGAAAUAUCGCAAUGUUCUCUCACAAGCCAUAGAUAGCCAGAUUGCAACCAUCAAUACACGGCUUGAGAAAUAUAAUACCGUCCUUAAUAACCUGGACGGGCCAGCCGCGAACACACUUUUGCACCGGUGUUCGGCUGACCGAGACUUGUGCUCAGAAUCUCAAUGGUAUGACCGUUGGGGUGAUAACAGUCGUUAUGAGCCUAAGACUUUGAUGAGCCUAAACCUCAGCCUCCAGGAGGAGUUUGUUUUAAGUUUCAUCCCUCCGCCUUCAUUCUUUCCGCUAGUAUGGAAGAACAAAGCCGAUGCAACUAUUCCCGCCCGAGGAACGGACCCUAGUGAUUGAAAAUCUAAAAGCCGGAAAAACUUCCCGUUGGCUCGCAGAUUUAGUUAAACUAUCGUACAGCGGCUUUUAUUUAAUGCAGCAAUAAACAAUCUUAAAUUUUAAAUGUCAUAAUUUUAAUUGUCGUUAAUAUCCUAUUAUGCUGUUUAUAUAAUAGCAGUUAUUUUUGACAAAGCAAACUUUGCAUUUGCAACAGCCCUCCUUGGAAUUGCUUACA